AUCUUCUUCCUCCCUUGCUCUCCAUCGUUCGUUCAUUCAUCCAUCUCUGGUGCUGACUAGCAGCAAGCUCAGUCAGCACGAAAGCAUUCUCUUUCAACCAUUGCUUUGCUGGAUCAUAUCAUUACGAUACGAUAGUCAGAUUGUGCUGUGCGGCUGUGCCGCUCUGUCAGUCUCGGCUGUGAGCCUGCCUGACCCAGACACACACACACACACACACACACACACACGAGGGAGAGGGAGAGGGAGAGGGAGAGGGAGAGGGAGGGCCGGCCAGCGACACCACAGCAUGGCGGCGGCCAUCCUAGCGCCCAAGCCGCCUCCUUCGCUGCCUACAAGCGCCUUUCCUUCCUCCUUCCCCUCCCCCUCGCGGCUCUGCCUCUCCCCGCGGCAUCCCCUGACAAGAUUGCUCCUCCGCCCCAUUCCGUGCGCCUCAUCGCCGUCCUCCUCCGUCUUGAUGCCGGACCCGGACCCGGACCUCGAGCCUGAGCCUGCCCACGAUAGAGAUAGAGCCCAAGACGAGGCGCCGGAGUCCAGGCCCCGCCGCAUCGCCCUCUUCGUCGAGCCUUCGCCCUUCGCCUACGUCUCCGGCUACAAGAACCGCUUCCAGAACUUCAUCAAGUACCUCCGGGAGAUGGGCGACGAGGUGAUUGUGGUCACCACGCACGAGGGCGUGCCUCAGGAAUUCCACGGGGCCAAGCUAAUUGGCUCAUGGAGCUUCCCUUGCCCCUGGUAUCAAAAGGUUCCGCUGUCGCUGGCCCUCAGUCCUCGAAUCAUCGGAGAAGUUGCUAGAUUCAAGCCUGACAUUAUUCAUGCCUCUUCCCCUGGGAUAAUGGUAUUUGGCGCGCUUAUCAUAGCAAAGUUGCUCUGCGUCCCUCUGGUAAUGUCAUACCACACCCACGUUCCAAUUUAUAUACCCAGAUAUACAUUCAGCUGGCUUGUCAAGCCCAUGUGGCUAAUUAUAAAAUUCUUGCACCGAGCUGCGGACCUCACGCUGGUACCAUCCGUUGCUAUCGGCAGGGAUCUUCAAGCUGCCCAUGUUACAGCAGCCAAUAAAAUACGCCUUUGGAACAAGGGUGUUGACUCAGAAAGCUUCCAUCCUCGUUUUCGCGAUAUGGAAAUGCGUUCAAGGCUAACAAAUGGCAAACCAGAAAAGCCACUUAUAUUUUAUGUUGGGCGCUUAGGAGUUGAGAAAAGCUUGGAUUUUCUUAAGAGAGUCAUGGACCGACUUCCAGGAGCAAGGAUCGCAUUUAUUGGAGAUGGCCCAUUCAGGGCUGAGCUUGAGCAGAUGUUCUCAGGUAUGCCGGCGGUGUUCACGGGCACGUUGCAAGGGGAAGAGCUAUCACAGGCCUAUGCCAGCGGGGAUGUGUUUGUGAUGCCUUCCGAGUCAGAGACGCUGGGUUUUGUGGUGCUGGAGGCCAUGUCAUCGGGAAUUCCGGUAGUGGGGGCUCGCGCUGGAGGAAUUCCUGAUAUCAUACCUGAGGAUCAGGAGGGGAAGACCAGCUUUCUGUACACACCAGGGGAUGUGGAUGACUGUGUUGGCAAGAUCGGGCAGCUUCUGUCAAGCGAGGAGCUGAGGGAGGCCAUGGGGAGGGCUGCCAGGAAGGAGAUGGAGAAGUUUGACUGGCGAGCAGCAACGAGGAAGAUCCGGAACGAGCAGUACAGUGCUGCGAUCUGGUUCUGGCGCAAGAAGAGGGCACAGCUGCUGCGACCCCUCCAGUGGGCGCUGCGGCUGCUGAGGCCGACAACGUCUGGGGCUGCCAUUGCCGAUGCCAUGGCGAAGCAAUCAUAGGAGGCGGCUAUUAUGGUUGAUGGUCCCUUUUCCUUGUAUAAAAUGGGCGAAGGGCGCUAUGGGCAGAGGGGAGGAAGCUCAAGCUUCAGCAUUCCGAUUCACUGAAGAUGUAAUGAACAGUUUAGGAUUGUUAGAUUUGUAAAUCGUCCGUGUCAAUGUAAUGCUUCUUCUUGGCUUGCUACACUAUAUAGUAGUAGCAUUGAUCCUUUAGUAGGAAAUUGGUCUGCAGUUGACAAUGAUAAUAAUAAAUAGUUGUUUUUUUUUUGUAUUCAUUCAGUCAGCUUGCUUUCUCUUUCUAGUAGCAAAGAAGGUGAAACGAACUGUAAACUGUUUCAAACUUGUACUAGGAGAGUGACUGCAAAAUAAAUUUCCUGCUUUUGUGGUGAAGGAAGUUUAAAGGAAA
This is a messenger RNA of Sorghum bicolor (sorghum), 2192 nucleotides long. RefSeq names its product sulfoquinovosyl transferase SQD2. NCBI's taxonomy places the organism in Eukaryota, Viridiplantae, Streptophyta, Magnoliopsida, Poales, Poaceae. The coding region runs from base 287 to 1789 and encodes 500 amino acids. The transcript has 9 exons. Gene Ontology annotation, biological process: glycolipid biosynthetic process; sulfolipid biosynthetic process. Gene Ontology annotation, molecular function: UDP-sulfoquinovose:DAG sulfoquinovosyltransferase activity. Gene Ontology annotation, cellular component: chloroplast envelope. The record is from RefSeq and is a predicted model, not a curated record.